This is a messenger RNA of Peromyscus maniculatus bairdii (prairie deer mouse), 2462 nucleotides long. It is a transcript of the gene Ncaph2, whose product is annotated as non-SMC condensin II complex subunit H2. NCBI's taxonomy places the organism in Eukaryota, Metazoa, Chordata, Mammalia, Rodentia, Cricetidae. Gene Ontology annotation, cellular component: condensin complex; nucleus. Gene Ontology annotation, biological process: mitotic sister chromatid separation; meiotic chromosome condensation. The record is from RefSeq and is a predicted model, not a curated record. Gene Ontology annotation, molecular function: chromatin binding.
CGUCAUAGGCGUGCGCGCCGCGGCCGUGUGCGUACUUCCUGGGCGGGAACACCAAAAUGGCGCCAGAGCCAGUGGCGGGUUGAGGCUGCUGGCCUUAUCCGGAGCCAGCGUACGGUCCCGGGCCUCUCGUCCCUCUCUGGACAUGGAGGAUGUGGAGGUGCGCUUCGCUCACCUCUUGCAGCCCAUCCGGGAUCUCACUAAGAACUGGGAGGUGGACGUAGCGGCACAGCUGGGCGAGUAUCUGGAGGAGCUGGACCAGAUCUGCAUUUCUUUUGAUGAAGGCAAAACCACUAUGAACUUCAUUGAGGCAGCACUGUUGAUCCAGGGCUCAGCUUGUGUCUACAGUAAAAAGGUGGAGUACCUCUACUCGCUGGUCUACCAGGCUCUUGAUUUUAUUUCUGGCAAGAGGCGAGCCAAGCAGCUCUCUUUAGUACAGGAAGAUGGGAGCAACAGAGCCGUCAACUCAGGAGCUCCCUAUGAAACAGAGGAUGAGCUCCUGUCCCUGGAUGACUUCCCUGACUCCCGGGCCAAUGUGGAUCUGAAAAAUGACCAGGCAUCCAGUGAGCUGCUCAUCAUACCCCUUCUGCCCAUGGCCCUGGUGGCCCCUGAUGAAGUGGAAAAGAACAACAGCCCCUUGUAUAGCUGUCAGGGUGAGGUCUUGGCCAGCCGGAAGGAUUUCAGGAUGAACACAUGUACCCCCGGCCCCAGAGGUUCCUUUAUGUUGGAUCCAGUGGGAUUGUGUCCUGUGGAGCCUCCAGAUGUGUGCCCCAUGCCAAGGAGCCGGAAAGAUGCUGAGGAUGUUGAGGAGCAGCCAAUGGAAGUCUCUAGGAAUGGGAGUCCUGUUCCUGUACUCUGCGUCUCCCAAGAGCCAGAUGGCCCUAUGCUCAGUGGUGGAGAUGAGGAUGCAGAGGAUGUAGCAGAACUCCCAGAGGUUGCUCCAGAGACUGCAGAGCCCAGGACCUCACAGCAGAGUGCCACUUUGCCAAGGAGGUACAUGCUGCGGGAGCCACGAGGGGCCCAGGAGCCCGCCUCCCGGCUACAGGAGACCCCAGACCCCUGGCAGAGUCUGGACCCUUUUGACUCCUUGGACUCUAAGCUCUUCCAGAAAGGUAAGCCCUAUUCUGUGCCCCCCUGUGUGGAAGAGGUUCCGGGACAGAAGCGCAAGAGGAAGUGUGCUACCAAGCUGCAGGACUUCCACCAGUGGUACCUGGCUGCCUAUGCCGACCAUGCUGACAGCGGGAAGCCUCGGCGAAAGGGCCCAACCUUUGCAGACAUGGAAGUGCUGUACUGGAAACAUGUAAAAGAACAGCUCGAGACCCUUCAGAAGCUGCAGAGACGGAAGGUGACUGAGAGAUGGCUGCCCAGUGCCAAGGAGGAUCUGUGGCCUGUAGAGGAGGAACGCUUGGAAGAUUCCCUAGAAGACCUAGGGGUAGCAGCAGACGACUUUCUAGAACCUGAAGAGUAUGCAGAGCCUGAGGGGGUGAUGCCUGGGGAAGCUGCUGACCUAGAUGCAGAGGCGAUGCCAGAGUCCCUGCGAUACGAGGAGCUGGUCCGAAGAAAUGUGGAACUCUUCAUUGCCACCUCCCAGAAGUUUGUCCAGGAGACAGAGCUGAGCCAGCGCAUCAGGGACUGGGAAGAUACUAUCCAGCCCCUGCUCCAGGAGCAGGAGCAGCAUGUACCCUUUGAUAUCCACACCUACGGGGACCAGUUGGUCUCACGCUUUCCCCAGCUCAAUGAGUGGUGCCCCUUUGCAGAGCUCGUAGCUGGGCAGCCUGCUUUUGAGGUGUGCCGCUCCAUGCUGGCCUCCUUGCAACUGGCUAAUGACUAUACGGUGGAGAUCACCCAGCAGCCAGGACUGGAGGCAGCUGUGGACACCAUGUCUCUGAGACUGCUCACACACCAACGAGCUCAUACCCGCUUCCAGACCUAUGCUGCCCCCUCCAUGGCCCAGCCUUGAGUGGAGAGCACUGAGGCAGGGGUGGAAGAGUUUCACUUCCUGGGAUCCGGAGAAGGACUCGAGGUUUGAACUGAGAGAGCCUGGGCCAAGCUUUGGGCCCUAGAGCCAGUAGCACCAUGGACCUGAAGCCUCUGGAAAAGAACGGAGAUGCCAGAAGUCAGAAAAGAGCAGACAAGGAAGGUGCCCGGGCCUCCACCGAGGGAGAAAUUCAUCCCCCCACAUCCAAGCAGCUUGGCCAGCUGUCUGCAUGGGCCCAUCGGAACUCAGAACUGUUCCACCUCAAGCCUUCAGCUUCGGCAACACCAAAUGUCCAUAGAUGGUUUGCUCCACACCUGUCACUCCUAGUUCUUUAACCUAGGAGCCUCGGCUUCAUUACUGCAAUCUAUGGACGGACAGCCUGCACCUCAACUGCCAGGCUUCCCUCUGAUGCCUGGAGGCAUUCAGAAUAUGCUUUGCCUGGGCACCAGAGCACACGUGUCUAUUUACAAUAAAUCUUUUAAAGGAA